AUGCCAUCAGCUGGUUGCAAACGCACUCGCUCGAAGUCUGAUCAGACCGGGCCUCUACUACAGACGCGUCGUUUGACACGCAAUAGGGGCAGGACUGCAGUGACAAACAUCGCGGCCAAAAACAGCGAAUUCACGAUCGAGUCGCGACCGCCUCACAAUUCUCAAGCUUGCUUUACUGACCUCCCAGCGGAAUUGAGGCUUGAAAUCUACUCUCAUCUCCGCGACAUAAUCAGGAUUCACGUCCAUUGCCGGCAAAAGCGAAAACUUGAUAUAUUUACUUGGACUCCAUGUCGCUCAUCGAGCACGAUAUCGCCGCUGCUAUGUGCCAAUCCGAAGUGGUCUGGUGUGCGCUCAGAGGACGAGCGCUGCACUUAUAGGCUCGGCUCUUUGGCGGUGCUGAGAGGUGCUUGGGCUCUCGCAGCAUCGAACAAGAUGAUCCGUAACGAGGCGCAGGAUAUGUUCUUUCGCGACAGUGUUGUCUCUGUCCAAGCCCAAGAUUUGGAAGUUUGGCUAGAUCAUCUCGCUAUGAAGAAUCCUCGCCAUUUAAACAGACUGCAGCGUUGUCAAAGCCCAGUCUGGCAACGGUUCCGCAACCAUGCGCAGACUGGACCCAUGCUCGAUUACAAGAGAUGGCACGAAUGGAGCAUAGUAGAUUUUGUGCGCGAUUUUGAUCCUGCAGUUACGAUUGCUCUCGAGACGACGGUCUCGAAACGGCCGCACCCCUUUUCGGAGCCCAAUGGGGUUGAGCAACAGAUUAAAAUCCGAAUAGUUCGUACAGGCAAAAGCAUCGAGAACGCGUCUGAUUGUAGCUGGACGGAGGAAGACACGGAAAUCGAUGUGGCUCAAUCAGACCAACUUGUUCCGUGUAGAGAUGACGAGAAAUGGCGGCAGUGGUGGGCCAAGAAGGGCAGAGGACCGAUGCACUGGACCGUAGUAUCGCCGCAUAGGCAGUUCUGA
Molecule: messenger RNA, 957 nt
Organism: Parastagonospora nodorum SN15
Lineage: Eukaryota; Fungi; Ascomycota; Dothideomycetes; Pleosporales; Phaeosphaeriaceae
Exons: 2
Coding region: 1-957 (318 amino acids)
Source: RefSeq, a predicted model, not a curated record